GUUCGGUUCAGAAACAACACGCGCAAUUCGUCGCUCGCCGCUCCUUCCUUUGUUGUUCCUGCUUCUCCCUGCAUUCGUAGGGCGUUCGCCCGCUGUCGAUCGGUCAAAGUUUAUGCACGUCUUUGCUGCACCCUGCACAGUCGUUUAAAAGUAAAGAAAAGCUUCACACCGCGCCGACUACAAUCGUGCCGUUGUUGAGUUGAACCUUACCGCAUUUGUGUCAAUUCACGUUCACCUCAGCGGAUGCUACGGACGGUGACCUUCGUAACAACCACCUCAUCUGGGUGCCUAGCUUCCCAUCACUAUCCCAAAAAUAAGAGUCUGGAACAAGAUGUCAACAUCGACGGCGCUGACUACGACUGAGACCAUCUCACUUGUAGCGCUCUCAUGGGCAAGCAUUGCGGUCUUGGCGAACACCUUUCGAGGUGAGGGUGAACCGCUCAUUGCAUCGAUAGCAUUCAGUGCACUCGCGUUUGCGGCAUGCUAUGCAUUGAUACGAUGGCUUGGAGAUGCGUUCAUUCGACGUGGGUUCAAAGGGAAGGACCUUUGCAAGGUGAAGAAGUCCGAAAUUCCUGAGACCAUGGGCGCAGUGUGUGCUAUGGUGUACCUGUUCAUCGUGAUCUUUUUCAUUCCUUGGCCGUUCUACAAGGACAUCGUUGUUGCAACAUCAGGUGGAGGUAACCGAGACGUCAUCAAAGAGCUAGAAGAGGUUGAAACAGGACGACUCCUUCACAGGUUCCCUCACAAUAAACUUGCAUCUUUCCUCGGAGCUAUCCUUUCGUUGCAAUGUAUCGUUCUACUCGGAAUUGGCGACGAUCUGUUCGACAUUAGAUGGCGACACAAGGUCCUGAUCCCGGCCGUUGCGUCCAUACCGAUGCUUGUCGUCUACUUUGUGGACUUUGGCGUCACGCAGAUGGUCGUUCCUCUCCCUCUGCGACCGUACUUGGGCGAGCUAUUUGACCUAGGCUGGCUAUACUACGUAUACAUGGCACUGUUGUCCAUCUUCUCCUCGAAUAGCAUCAACAUUCUCGCAGGCAUCAACGGCAUCGAAGUCGCUCAGUCGAUCGUCAUUGCAGUGCUUAUAGCCGGCAACGAUAUGCUCUAUUUGUCACCUUUCACGACUUACCCGCAUCCGGCAACAGACUCGCAUCUCUUCUCACUGUACUUCCUGCUACCUUUCAUCGGAGUAUCAGUAGCACUACUGAAGCACAACUGGUACCCUGCCAAGGUAUUUGUAGGCGAUACUUACUGCUACUUUGCCGGCAUGGUUUUUGCAGUGGUUGCUAUUCUAGGGCACUUCAGUAAGACGCUAAUCCUGUUGCUCCUGCCGCAAGCGUUCAACUUUGUGUACUCGGCUCCUCAGUUGUUCCACAUCAUACCGUGUCCCCGACAUCGGCUUCCACAUUUCAAUGCACGGACAGGUCUACUCGAGCCCUCGCGCGUACAGUUUCAGAGGCCUCUACGACAACCGAUAGCGGAGAGCCUCAAGGUGCUGCACCGGCUUCGGUUGCUUGAUCUUGAGGUUGAUGAGCAGGGGCAGGUGCUCUCAUCCUCCAACUUCACGCUAAUCAAUCUGUGGUUGGUGAGGUUCGGUCCCAUGCGGGAGGAUCGGCUGGCGUUGGAGUUAUUGGCGUUUCAGUUCGCAGUCGGAGUAUUGGGAUUAUUUGUUCGACAUCGCAUGGCACUGCUCAUCUUCACGGCGGACAAUUGGUAAAGCAAAGCAUGUAAGAGCAUCUGCAUGGCCACACAUUCUGCAUUGAUUGCGGGAAAUUAGAGGAUCGUCGACAUCUUUUGUGUAAUACAACAAUUCCACACAACACGGACCACGGAUCAAUCGCACAGGCGCGGUCGGCAGGCAAAUGUGCAUGCGAGUGGUGAGAUGCAUGAGCUUUGCCAUGUCGCGGAGGGCGAAUCGGAGGCUCGAUGGAAGUGAUGACUGACGGCGAGGCGGUGCAGUCUGAGAUGCGGGGCGGGGCGGG
Molecule: messenger RNA, 1979 nt
Organism: Macroventuria anomochaeta
Lineage: Eukaryota; Fungi; Ascomycota; Dothideomycetes; Pleosporales; Didymellaceae
Exons: 3
Coding region: 332-1714 (460 amino acids)
Biological process (GO): protein N-linked glycosylation; dolichol-linked oligosaccharide biosynthetic process
Cellular component (GO): membrane
Molecular function (GO): UDP-N-acetylglucosamine-dolichyl-phosphate N-acetylglucosaminephosphotransferase activity
Source: RefSeq, a predicted model, not a curated record